Molecule: messenger RNA, 3435 nt
Organism: Ricinus communis (castor bean)
Lineage: Eukaryota; Viridiplantae; Streptophyta; Magnoliopsida; Malpighiales; Euphorbiaceae
Exons: 6
Coding region: 1752-3287 (511 amino acids)
Molecular function (GO): antioxidant activity
Source: RefSeq, a predicted model, not a curated record
GAAAGCAACCUUAAACCAAACCGUAUUGAAGUUCUCAGCACCUGUGUCUCUCCCACUAGAGCUGACUGAGUCCGAGUCUAAGAGGUGACUGAGUCUGAGUCUACUUAUGUUAUAAUUGUAUGCCUUGCUUUCUUUCUCAAUUCAUAACCCUAGAUGCAUUAUUAUGAGCAGUAUUUGCAUAAGCAUAUACAUGGGUACAUGAGAUAAUUUAAUAGACAUAAUAGGCCAUGAGUGACUGAUUCAAAGAUUUGAAAAGAGAGAGAGAGAGAGAGAGAGAGAGAGAGAAGUUAACAGCAUGCUUAUAUCAUGAAAUGUCUUCUCCAAGGGAAGUAAGUUACUUCUCCAGAAACAACCUAGAUAGUAGACAUACUAGGAAGGCCGCAGCAGGAACAGCAACUCUAGCUGGAUGUCGGUCCGAUCUUUUCUUUCUCUCUUGUUUUGCUUUGAAUCUUCAUGUGAGUUAAGAUUAUUCGAUUAGAUGAUGUAUUCAUACACCCUCUUGUAUCAGAAGAUAUAAAACAAGCAUCAGUUGAAUCAUAGGGUGUGUGCAAUUACUAGUACUAAUUAUAGAAUAAUUUUGCUAUCCUAGUCCAGGAAUUAGACAAUUGUUGGUAAGUACCAGGGGCUGGAGUUUCUUCUUGACAUACUAGAAAGAUGUAAGCAUGAAAAAGUAAACUCAUUUACGUUUUAGUAGAGAGACUAUGCAAGACGAAAGGUCAGCCAGAGAACUUACUGCUAGGUCAACACAAAUACUGAAAGGCAUGCAGUUUCAGCAAAAUUCCUAGCUAAAUUGCCUCACCAGAAUCUAACACUCAGUCUUGCUCUUCUCAGGAAAAACACAGUCCCCAGAGUCCUAUAGAUGAUCAAUCAAAUCAAGAUAACUGGAACAAAGAGCAGGUAUGCAAGUCCUUAUUUAGAAGCUCUGGUGGGAACUCUAGUCAGAUUCACAACAACGUUUUAUGAACCUGACAUGCUGUCUCUAGCAAGAAACCAUAAUUUCACAAUGGUAUUCACCGAAUUGCUCAUGAAAUCAUCAAGUGAUGAAGUUCAGAGAGUAUCUGCAAUUGGCUUGAAAAAUCUCUCAUCAGAAUUAAUAAGUUUAUGAAGACCAAGCAAAUCCUGGAUGCAAGUUCUCGUUUUCUGGUUCUUCAACAAAGAGAAAAGUAUUAACCUGUCCAGUUCACGGUGGGGCCUAUUCCUCCCAAAAUACAUUCUGUUUGGUUGAUCCCAAGGCGGUGGAGAGGUUGUUGAGGCUGCAUUGUCAGCAAUAUGCACUUUGUUGGACGACAAGGUUGAUGUGGACAACUGUGUUAGCAUGUUGAGCCAAGCGAAUGCACUACAGCAUGUUCUGAAUGUGGUGAAAGAGAAUAGAGAAGAAGGUUUGUGGCAUAAAUCCAUUUGGUUUGUUGAGAAAUUCUUGAUGACAGGGGAUGAUAAGUCUGCUUCAAAUAUAUCGCAGGAUAGGCUGUUGCCUGCCAAUUUAAUUAGUGCUUUUCAUCAUGGAAAUGGUAGUACAAGGCAGAUGGCUGAGAAGAUCUUGAGGUUUUUCAACAAGCUGCCCAGUUAUCUUACUUCCAGCCAUACCAUGUAGAAUGCAACAGAAUGUACCGCUGCUGCUGCUUUCAGGUUCAGCCAAAUUCUGAGCUCAUUACGAUAAGAAUGUCCAACAAAAUUUAGUGUAUCUGGUACGUUAUACUUGAGGAGUUUCCAGAAUCACAUUUGUGUAGCCAAUUCCAAUCUUCCUAUAACUGAUGGAGAGUUGGAUCCAUUUUGUCUGUCACCGAAGAGGGAAAUAUCAAGGCAGCAAGUUCAGGCAUGCAAAAGAAGUUGCGGGGAGGUGCGAGUCUCCAGGCUGGGGAAGGCACAUACAAGACAGAGGGUUAAGCCAAUCCGUGUUUCGUCAUCAUCACUGCACAUUAAUUACACAUUUUGUGUAUUUAUACUCGAGGAAAAUGGCCUCUUUUUCAAUAGAGGAGUUUGUAGGGAAUGGAGCCCUAAAAAAGCUGCUCCCGAAGUUAGUAGAAGAUGGUUGGGAUGAUGUACCAACCUUGAAGAUUAUGAAUUCAGAGGAUAUGGAGGCAAUGAACAUGACACUGCGGCAAAAGGAUGCACUAGAAAUAAGAUCAUACCUGCAUGAUCGUGCGCUUAUGCAGUAUGGAGAUAAGCUAGAGGAAUCUGGGAAAUCUUUGCCUGAGCUUUUGAGCUUAAGCAAUGGAGACCUCUCAUCCCAGUUUGGAAUGAAGAGAGGUCAUGUCGCCCGUUUCACAGACAGAACCAUUGCAUGUUCAGAGGCAUUGCCCAAAUCAUAUGCACUCCCGCCAAGGAAAAUGACCAGCGCAGCAUCUGGAAAUGAAAGCACCUUCAAGAGUUUCAAGUCCAUUAACUCAAAAUAUAUGCAGAGCACAUCAAAAUAUCCUAGUAAUCAUAGUAUAAAUUAUGAUAAAGCGCUUGAGCAGUCGCUAGCUGAAUUUAAGAUUAACGAUGGACACAUCUUUAAAGGGAUUGUUGCAGCUGGGCCAGCUGAACCUAGAGCCUGUGGUUGUGUACAGCCUCCUCCAGUAGUCGACGAAGUUGCCCCUUAUUCUUUCAUUGAGAAUAUAUCAAUUGAGAAACUUACUCCUGAGUACAAGGUUGGAAUGGAGCGUCUGGUCAAAACCAGGGCACCCCCAAUGAAGGCCUCAGAGCUGUGGCGAGAUAAACCUGCAGUUCUACUCUGCAUCAGACGCCCUGGGUGCAUCAUGUGCAGAGCUGAAGCUCAUCAACUGUAUGCCAAAAAACCCAUCUUUGAUGCACUAGGAGUUCAACUUAUUGCAAUUCUACAUGAACAUAUAGAGUCAGAGGUUCAGGACUUCUGGCCCCGAUACUGGGGUGGAAUUGUACUUUAUGAUCGGGAUAUGGAAUUCUUCAAAGCUCUCGGUGGUGGGCAAUUGCUAAAGGACAAGUUCAUAUCAGGAUUCCUUUUCAACCCAAGAGCUAUUGCAAAUUACAAGCGUGCAAAAGCUUUGCGUGUAAAGAACAACUUCAAAGGGGAAGGAGAAAUUAAAGGUGGACUUUUUAUAGUUGGCAGAGGAAAGAGUGGUGUUGCUUACCAGUUCAUAGAAAGGAAUUUUGGUGAUUGGGCUCCUGUAGCAGAAGUAAUUGAGAUCUGUACUAAGUUGCAGGUAAUUCUUGUCAGCUUCAUACUAAGGUACUAUCCGGUACGAAUUCUCUUUGAACAACUUUUCUUCAAUCUGAUGCAGAACCUGCAGCAACGUAAAGAGGAGUCCAUCAAGAUAUCACAGGAAUAAAAGAAGUUUGUCCUGAUUAUCCAUGUCAUCUUCAGAUAACUUUUCAUAUUUUUUCGUUCUUUGAAUUUAAGGCCAAAAAAUGCUCCUAUUAUUUUGUGAUCUUUUGCUUGUUGAUAGGUAAAUCAUUCUCUCCAGUUUUUCGAUGCAA